CUUACAAAAAAAAUAUCGAGCAUGGCUGAAAUAAUGUCUCUAAAAAAAUCUAUAUGAUUGGCGAAAUUUUUAUUUUUAUUUCAUUCUUCGUUAUACCAAUACUUAAAAAAGAGGACAGGAAGUGGAUAACUCACAGGUCCAGGACAGAGAUCUAAGGACUAAGAAUGGACUCAGCUAAGAAAAACUGCGAGGAAUCUGAGAUGGCAGUCGAAAGUAUACCUGGGGAAGGUCCUUGUAUGGUUGAUACGAAAGAGAUCGACCCGGAUCAUGAAGAGAUCGAAAACGAUUUGGAAUUUGAUUCAGAAUUUUCACAAGAGCAUGUUAAUAGUUCACUGUCCGACCUAGGUGUAGAUGGUGGUGGUGGUGUUAAGCGAAAACAUGAAGACCUAAUGCAUAUUGAAGGAUCUGAAGCUAAGAGUGCUCACAUUGAAGAGCAAGGAAGUGAAGGAUACAAUGCUGUUCAAGAUCUGGAAGAUUCAUCUAAUUCACUGGAAUCAUCAGGCUUAACCCAGGAACAAGUUAUAUCAUCUAUAUCUCAAACAUGCCAAGUUGAUCCCCUCAGCAUCUCUCAAGCUCUGUCUUCGAUCACUGGACAAAUAAGCCAUGAACCAACACUUCUACCCAAUUCUUCUCUGGUUGAGAGUCGCGAAGAUGGUGUUAAUCAAGCUUGGUUUACUACUAAAGAAGACAAGGACAGCUUACAGGGAAAAGGUGUAAAAUGGAGACAAGGAAUGUGGUCCAAAGAAGAGAACGAUAUCCUGAAAGAAAAUAUCAUCAAUUACUGUAAAGACAACAAUAUUGCAGAUCCAAAUAUCAUCAUUUUCGACAUGUCUAAAGACGACAGAAAGGACUUUUACAGGACUAUAGCUAAAGGAAUAAAGCGCCCAUUAUUUGCUAUCUAUCGUCGAGUUCUUCGAAUGUACGAUCGACGUAACUACAUUGGCAAAUACUCACCUGAAGAAGUCAAGCAACUCAAGUCACUGAAGGAGAAAUAUGGUAACGAUUGGGCAACUAUUGGCGUCGCUAUGGGGAGGAGUGCAUCUUCUGUAAAGGAUAGAUACAGACUUCUGAAAGAGAACUGUCAAGCAGGCAAAUGGACGGCAGAAGAAGAAGAACGUCUAUCUAAUGCGGUACAUGAAUUAAGUGGGACGCAAGCAGGAGAUGUUGUCACUACUGGGAUUUCAUGGGCCCUUGUGGCGGAAAAAGUCGAAACACGAUCAGAAAAGCAAUGCAGGUCGAAAUGGUUAAAUUACUUGAAUUGGAAAGAAAAAGGAGGCAAGGAGUGGACAAAACAAGACGAGAUAAAACUCAUUAACAGGAUUUACGAAUUAGAUGUCGAAAACGAAAAUCUCAUUGAUUGGAAAACUUUGAUGACAAACUGGACAAGUGUCCGAUCGCCGCAGUGGCUUCGCAGCAAAUGGUGGGCAAUGAAAAAACAUAUUCCAGCGAAUGAUAUGAGCUUUAGAGAUAUAGUAGGAUACUUGCACCUUCACUAUGUAGAUACGUUACAGUCCAAAAUAGAAAGACAAGAAUCACGGUACAAGAACAGGCUUCCACAAGGAUAUGGAUCAGUGCUUAGAAAUCUUGAAAGAUCCAAUGCACACAAUGCUAAUAUUCCCCAUACUAUAACAGUGAAUAGUGAUGGAUCCAUUGUAACAAAAGACGAUAAUUCCACACACGCAAUGACGAAUCCCGGAAGGUACGAGGUUUUACAACUCAACAACGUUUCAUCUCCCGAUGGGGUGUUUAAUACUCAGGCCAACCAGCUCCAGCCGUCAUAUAUAAUUCACUCCAUGCAGCCUUCCUCGAUUACUGCACAGACAUAUAUCAUACAGCAACCCACUAUUGAAGUAGUAAGACACCAUGACACAAGUCAAGUAGAUACUGGUGCAGUACAUGGUGAACAGGUUCAAAUCUCUCCUCAAGGUGUUGUCAUGACGGCCGUCCUUCAUCCUCAUCAUUCAGUACGCUGCUUACCAGAAGUAAACCCGGAACUGGCUCAAGCCAUCGUACAGACAGACAUCUCUGGACCUGUGGAGGCUACCCAUCAUUUAAUACAACAUGAAGUCCCUGUCUCCAUGAACCAGCCUAAUGAUCAACAACAACUUCAAACACAAAUAACCAACCAAGUCAACAUUACCAGCCAUCCAACAGGGACACUCAUUGACAGUGCUAACAGCCACGAAUCGAAUUCUGAAGAGAUCAAUCAUGGUGCUGUUCUGGUCGGUAUUGCAGACAACUCACUAACAACCCAGAAUACUGAGGACAUCAGUACGAAUACUACAGAUCGGCCUAUUAAUACAACACAAUAUCAGCAAGGUCCAGCAGCUAUUGCACAAUCACUUGAUGGUACAGAACUGUGCGCCACCGCUGUGAGUGGUCAACAACUACCUGAAGGAAGAAUACUACAAGUGUCCAACCUUUCUUCUUUAAUCGCUACGUAUUCCACAGCAGCUUUCUCAACCAGCACAUCAACGAGUUCCCCCCAAGUCUCCCAUCAUGCUUUGCAAAAAUCAAAUACUGACACUCAGUCAAUCGGAAGUUCUACUGCUCAUUCCUUCCAAAUCUCAGACGUUUCACAAACCACCGCCAAUAACUUCAGGAGGUCGCACAGCAAUUCCACUGAGCUUGUACAUCAUUCUUUACAAAGUGCAACCACUUUGUCCCAUCAUACAAUACAUGGUGUUGGCAAUGAUGAAUUGGACUCUCGGCAAGUUUCGCAUGGACUGACAAGCAGCAAUCCAAACCUAUCAGCUAGUGAUUUAGUUCCACAAGCAGAUCUCCCUGAGCAAUUUCUCCAGUCACAAGCAGACGAUGCAGUAGAGUUAACAUUACCUUCUUCAAGUAGUAACGACAUUGUCAUGUCUUCUGACGUUUCUGCUUGCGUUACCUCUAUUCACCCCGACUUCAGUCACGCUGGUCAAGUGGUUACUAUGGCAACCUUAAGUACAUCUGAUUCAUUGAUGAUGAUGGGACAAGAUGGGGAACACUGUGUCAUAGUUGAAGAGGAAUGUCAUGGAUGAUGAUGUUAUAUGCCAAUACCACUGAUAGAUAGGACAGAAUGCUUCAUGAUGGAACAAGAUUACGAAGGCUAUGCCAUAUUGCAAGGGGAUUGCCGUGGAUUGAUGCUAAUCAGUGAUACUGGUAAAAGCAUACCUUAAGAUAGAGAAGAAGACUAUGUCAUAGUGUAAGAGGAAUGCCAUUGUAAAUGAUGAUACUGAAAUUGGUAAAAAGCAUACUCUGAGCACAUCAGAAUUAUCUUUGACAAUGGAGGAAGAUGAAGGACACUCUGUCAUAUUCAAACAAGAAUACCAUGCAUGACGAUGUUAUUGACAAAGAAACUGGUGAUAUUGCAUACCUGAUUCUUUGAGGAUGAUGGGGCAAGAUGGAGACGAUUGUGUCAUAGUUGAAGACGAAUGCCAUGGAUAACCAUAUUAUCUGCAAAGACACUGGUGCUUUGAUGCUCAACAUUUGUGUUUUUCGAAGAUGCCUGUCACAUUAUAUACAACUUUAUUUCCCAACUAUGUGAACUCAUUACAUUUGUGAGCAGUUCAAAUACUAAGUUGAAUGCUUGGGGCAAAUACACCUUGGAGACAUACAAUACCCCCAAAUUGGUUUAAAAAAGGGUAAAUCAAGGCUUGAUGUUCGUUGACAUAUAUAUACACGUCAAAUAAACGCUGGUUUCAAUAGCUUGUCAUCUAAUAUGAAAAACUAUUGCCCAAGCUUGAGAUGUUUACUAGAUACAAGUAUAGUAUCAUACAAAACAGUCUGUUAGUCUUGCGCCAUCAUUGAAAUCUGGUGGCCAAUAUUCCAUUUUACAGUUCCAUUCAGUGUCCACAAAUAAUAGUUCCCAGUGGAGGCUGGAGUUACCAUGCAUGAUAAACUGUAGUUUUCCUAUGGGCAGAAACUCCAGCCACGGCUAGGAACUAUUAUUUGUGGUCACUGAAUGGAACUGUAAAAUGGAUUAUUGACUUCAACUCCAGUUCAAUUCAAUUUGUCUAAUUAUUCAUUGGUGUUAUUAAAAGGGGCAAAGCAUUUGUUUCUUAUCUUUUGGUGAAUGAAAUGAAUAUAACAUUAAUUAAAGAUCAAAGAAAACCAAAA
Messenger RNA from Actinia tenebrosa (Australian red waratah sea anemone), 4101 nucleotides. RefSeq lists its product as uncharacterized. Gene Ontology annotation, molecular function: RNA polymerase II cis-regulatory region sequence-specific DNA binding; DNA-binding transcription factor activity, RNA polymerase II-specific. The record is from RefSeq and is a predicted model, not a curated record. Gene Ontology annotation, biological process: regulation of transcription by RNA polymerase II. Lineage: Eukaryota; Metazoa; Cnidaria; Anthozoa; Actiniaria; Actiniidae. Gene Ontology annotation, cellular component: nucleus.